This is a messenger RNA of Ambispora leptoticha, 1026 nucleotides long. NCBI's taxonomy places the organism in Eukaryota, Fungi, Glomeromycota, Glomeromycetes, Archaeosporales, Ambisporaceae. The record is from the annotation of a GenBank genome assembly.
AUGAUUGCCAGAAAACAACAUUACUAUAAUCAUCAAAUAAGUAGCGAAUAUAAUGUGAAUAUGACGAAUUCGUCAAUGACGAAAGAGAAAAAUGACCAGCUUCCACUUUUUCGGUGGCUGUUGGUUCCAUUGGCAGUUUUUUUGACUUUGAUCCCCUCCGUAAUUCUCUCACAAGCAAAAAACCCCAAUAAACUAGUUCCGUCGUCAAUUGCCACAAAAAUAUCCACAAAUGCAAAAAUCCCCGCCGGAAUUGUGCUGACGCCAUCGUUGUCAUUCAACGGAGACGAUGUAUUUGUCGCGUGCAUAUGGGUUAUUACGAUGUUGGGUAUUUCGGGACUAGUACGGCAAAAGAAGAUUUUUGGGCAAUUUCUCGCUGCAUUUCUCAUCGCUUUUACUGCAUUGCAAACUUUUCUCGCAUUCUGCGGAGUAUUUACCAAUAAUCGCGCAAUCGCAUCAAGUUUGAAUGGUGCAUGGCAAAGAGCCUACGAAAACAACAAAGAUCUACUUAAAGAAAUUCAAUACGAGUUCUCAUGCAAAGGAUUUGCAUCGAUCGAUGAUCGAUCCGUGGAAAUCCCAGAAUCGUACGAUGUCUCGUGCGGAAUAGUGAUGGUUCAACGGUUCGGACCGCAACUUUACUACGUUGUGAUGAUGAUGUUUAUUUCGAGAUUAAUUCAGUCGAUCGGCGUAUUUGCGCUAACAUACAUAUUCCAAAAACUCAUACAAUCAUCAUCACAUAACGAGGAUCCUGAAUCCUUUACGGUUCAUUAUCAAAGUGAAGUACCAGAAUUAGGUGCAGACGGCGCACAUGACGAAAAAUCACAUUACAACACAAAUAUUUUUUCCGGGAUAUAUCGAUAUUUUGUAUCAUCCACGGCCAACAAUGGUAAUCACCAAAAUGAUGGUGAAGACGAUGAUAAUGAAGAAGAAGAAGACGAGAAUUUACCGAAAUUACUGUUGGUUUUUGAUAUCGACGAAGAUGAUGAGGAAGACGUUGACGAUGAGAUUGAACAUGAUUUCGAAUCAUAG